CCUUUCUCCUCUUCUAGAGCAGGUACCUCUAAGAAUUCAUUAAUGGCUUCUUCUGGGUUAUCCGCUUUAAUCUGCUUCGCAUUAUAGUAUUUAUUUUCGAUCCCGAUAUCACCAGCCUCAUCGUCAUCGGCGUCCUCAUACUCGAAGUCAUAUCUAUAUUAAAAUGGUUAGUGGUUGCAGCAGGAAGCUGGCGACGAGAUAGAUAACAACGUACUCCUCCUGGUCAGAGUCCUGCAUAAAAUCGUCAUCCGACAUCUUAAAGGAAUAUGAGGUUGUAACUAGCCCACAAGGCCCGUGUUAAUUGGAGAUCACAAGCUUUUCCGCUGGAGAAUUCGGAUUGCCGGGGUGCAGGAGUAAGAAUCAAGAUUCUCUAAGCUGGCGAUGUAGGAGAGAAAUAUCCACUGGUCAAGGUAUGUGUUGUCUAGUGUUCAGUAUAACUAUCUGCACAACAUAUGUAUGAAGGCAUUAACAACAGGCGGAGGAGUGGAUGAGCGAUUGCCAAGACGCUAUUUUGUUUAAGGACUAGUGCGGCUCUUAUCCACUUGCAUUCCGCCGCCGCGUCGAUUAUUUUCUGGGGAAGUAUAAGUAUAUCCCUCUUCGAACGACCAGCUCGCGGUCUAGUCCAUGGGUUUUUACACCAUUCGCAUUCCUACACAGCGCCAAAAUGGGAGGCGAUCUCAAUCUUAAGAAGUCCUGGCAUCCCGUGCUCCAGAAGAACCAGGAGCGGGUAUGGCUAGAACAAAAGAAAGCGCUCGAAGAGCGCAAGCGGAUCGAGCAGAUGAUGAAGGAGCGGCAGGAAGAGAGACAGAUUCAGGAGUUACAGGAAAUGCAAGAAGCAGCAGGCGGAAAGAAACGACUAAGCCGCGUGGAUUGGAUGUACUCGGGGCCCGCAGCGGGACAGACAGGCACAACGGAGGAAAUGGAAGGCUAUCUGCUGGGCAAACGCCGCAUCGAUGAUCUGAUCAAAGGCUCAGAAAAUUCUAAACUACAGAAAUCGUCCACGGAGGACUCAUUUAUGGCCCUUCAAAACGCGAAUACCGCGAGGGAUACGGCUGCAAAAAUACGAGAAGACCCGAUGCUUGCUAUAAAGAAGCAAGAACAAGCCGCUUACGAGGCGAUGAUGAACGAUCCCGUGAGAAGGAAGCAGCUACUCAAAGCUGCAGGUGUUGAUACUACACAGUCAUCAGCAAAAAGUCGAAAGCAUCGGAAACAUCGGCAUAGGGACGAUGAAAAAGAGGAGCGAAGUUCAAGGCAUAGAUCACGGCGGAAUGACGAUAAAAGCGACAAACACAGGUCCAGGAGACAUGACGAGGAGGAUGACAGACGAAGCCGCCAUCGGAGACACCGAUCACGCAGCCCGGUCAGAUCGCCAUCGCGAUCGCGAAGUCCACCCCCUCGCUAUCAUAGAUCAAGGCGCUCAUCAUCUCCCUACCAAAGACGACAGUCAUACUCUCCGCGCCCUCGUGGCCGUUCGCGGGAACGUUCGCCCUACCAACCUGGAGAGAAGUCCCCACGCUCGAAGAGACAGAGUUGGCAUCAUUCACGAAGGAAAUCACCUCCGCCACCACCGCGUUACAGGGCCGAUGCCGCUCCAUCGAUGGACGGCAGACCAGCUACAACCGCAACUACCUCUACAAAUGAUGAAGAGCGUAUGGCCAGGCUAGCAGCUAUGCAGCAAAGUGCGAACGAGCUAGACCAAGCUCGCGCUACACGUCUAGCUGCCGCGGAGGAGCGGGAACGGGAGGAGCGGGAGGCAGAGGAGGCGGCUCGGGUUCAGUCGAGCAAGUAUGGUGGCAAGGGACGGUUCGUGAGUGGGUUGAAUCGGCGUGCUGGAGAAAUCGAUCUUGCGGAUAGGCUCCGACGUGGCAGGAGGAAUAUCGAGAAAGAGCAGGAGGCUUUCUAGGAUAUGUGGCCUUGUUUGGUUUUAUGAUGAUAAUGACUUGAAUGGAAUUUGCUUUGAUGGCUGGCUGGCGCUUUACCUCGGGUGCAUUAAUAGACCUUGCGAUAUCCACUUCGUUGACCGUUUGACCCAUCUUUGGCUAUUCCGUUUACAUUGUUUCUCCAUUACCCUCACGUUCCCCGCCUUUGACGUACGCUAGGUAUUUGGCAAAAUGUUCUUCAUCCAGGAAAAGGUCGGAUAUAACACAUGGAUAAGGACAGGAGUGCAUUCUAAACGUCUGAGUGGACAUUUUCUUAUUUUCGGCACCGUACCUUAAUUUCAAUUUCAUCUUUUUCAAGACCAGCAUUAGCCCCUGGUGCCUUACUAGGGAUCUAUCCAUGUCUUCACAUCAUCCAUCCACCUUUAUUAAAAUAGAUACCGAUCUCGCCUGAUAAAUAGUGACACAACGAACCUUCAUCUUUACUUUUCUGUCCAAUAUUUGUUACACUUGUCCUCUUUUUUACUCGACUAUGUCAAUGAACCAGCUUUUGUCUAAGUUGUAUAUCAAUUCCACCCACUGACGUAGUUCGUAGGAGGCUCAUCACUAGAAUAAAAUUAUUUCGCACAUUUCUGCGAUGUCCAAAUUUCAGAUAUUACUCAUGAUCGUUGGUACCAAUAAAUAGUUGAGCGAUGCCUGGCCGUUCCCCGGAGAGAUAUCUGAAAUUAGUGGCUGGCCCUAAGUUGUUUCGGGGGGAGGACGGUUGCUCACAAAGCUGGCGGCCGC
Blastomyces dermatitidis ER-3 is the source of this 2663-nucleotide messenger RNA. Its product is annotated as pre-mRNA-splicing factor CWC25. The transcript has a single exon. The coding region runs from base 665 to 1903 and encodes 412 amino acids. Gene Ontology annotation, cellular component: U2-type spliceosomal complex. Gene Ontology annotation, biological process: mRNA splicing, via spliceosome. Lineage: Eukaryota; Fungi; Ascomycota; Eurotiomycetes; Onygenales; Ajellomycetaceae. The record is from RefSeq and is a predicted model, not a curated record.